Messenger RNA from Danaus chrysippus (African queen), 2634 nucleotides. The record is from the annotation of a GenBank genome assembly. Lineage: Eukaryota; Metazoa; Arthropoda; Insecta; Lepidoptera; Nymphalidae.
AUGAUUGACAGUGACGAAGAACCCUUCACUGUCAUAGCACUGCCAGUUAAUACUCCGGAACCACCAGGACGGACGAUUAACAAAAUACCUCGUAUAAGAAUACGCUAUUACUCCAGAAGCAAUGAGAAUUUGAUAAUUACUGACAAUUUGGCAGCGAGUUACGGUAAGAAGAACGGCAUGUGGUACGGCGGCACAGCCACGGGUACCAGUGGAUGGUCUCGAGCUGGUACUCGCAAACAAUCGGUGGCCGAGUCUGACGCACCCCCACCCGGAGGCGGCAAGCCAGCCAGUGGCAGAGUGAUUCGGAUCAUCAACAACAUGGACCAUUCUAUACAGUGUCGUGUUUUAUUAAACUUACGUACAACGCAACCCUUCGAAGAGGUUUUAGAGGAUUUAGGGCAGGUUUUAAAAAUGAGCGGAGCAAAGAGGAUGUACACAAUUACGGGGCAAGAGGUGAGGAGCUUUUCACAGUUGCGAAACGAAUUCGCUGAUGUAGAGACGUUUUAUUUGGGAGCAGCGAUGGUACCUCCCGCUCUCAGUCCGGGAAUAAGCGCUCCUCUACCUAUAGAGUCACCAAUAAGAAGAUCCAGGUCUAGAGGGAACGUAUCAGCUGUGUCAGUGCCUGAAGAGGGGCGUGGUCGGCGCGCGCGCAGCAAAAGUCGACCGCGCGUACUAUACGCACCAGAAGGAGAAAUAAUAAGAAAUUCAGAUUACACCCUCCUAGAGGUUUUAAAGGAAGAGCCUAUCCGUGUAACAAUACGCGGUCUGCGUCGAACCUUCUACCCUCCAAUACACCACGCGCCGAUAGACAACAGUCCUCCGGAUAAAAAGAUGCAACUGGAAUGGGUAUACGGUUAUCGCGGCUUUGAUUCACGUCGCAACCUGUGGGUGCUGCCCACCGGUGAGUUGCUUUACUACGUCGCAGCGGUGGCCAUCAUGUAUGACAGAGAUGAACACGCCCAGAGACAUUACACUGGACACACUGAGGAUAUACAGUGUAUGGAGUUGCACCCUUCCCGCGAGCUGGUGGCGAGCGGUCAGCGCGCGGGGCGAGGUCGCCGGGCGCAGGCCCACGUCCGUAUCUGGAGCACCGACACGCUUCAGACGCUGCACGUGUUCGGGAUGGCGGAGUUCGAGGCCGGAGUCUCCGCGGUCGCCUUCUCGCAACUGAACGGAGGUAGUUACGUAUUAGCAGUCGACGCCGGUCGCGAAAGUAUUCUGUCCGUGUGGCAGUGGCAAUGGGGACAUCUGCUAGGCAAAGUUGCGACUCUUCAAGAGGAGCUGACAGGCGCCGCCUUCCACCCACUGGAUGACAACCUGCUGAUCACACACGGGAAGGGCCACCUCGCCUUUUGGAACAGGAGGAAGGACGGCUUCUUCGAACGAACGGAUAUUAUUAAACCGCCGGCUCGCACACAAGUCACAGCCCUACAGUUCGAGCAAGACGGUGACGUAGUGACGGCCGAUAGUGAUGGGUUCAUAACGAUAUAUAGCGUCGAUAGUGAUGGGGCUUACUUUGUACGAAUGGAGUUUGAGGGUCACAUAAAAGGAAUUUCUUCAUUAGUAAUGCUCUCAGAAGGCACUCUUAUAUCUGGCGGUGAGAAGGAUAGAAAAAUUGCUGCUUGGGAUUCCUUACAAAAUUAUAAGAGAAUAACUGAAACAAAGCUGCCCGAAUCGGCUGGUGGAGUACGAACGAUUUAUCCACAAAGACCUGGCAGAAACGAUGGCAAUCUAUACAUAGGAACUACGAAAAAUAACAUUCUAGAAGGAUCACUACAGAGGCGAUUCAAUCAGGUGUUAUUCGGUCAUCACAAACAAUUAAUGGGUGUAGCUGUUCAUCCCGAUGAUGAAAUGUUCGCCACCGCCGGCCACGACAAGAAUAUAGCUCUCUGGAAAGGACAUAAGUUAAUAUUUGCCACACAGGUGGGCUAUGAAUGUGUGUCUCUAGCGUGGCAUUCCGGCGGGGGGGCGUUGGCAGCCGGCAGUACUGAGGGUCACCUGGUCAUACUGAACGCUGAUGCUGGAACACACGUAGCCACCAUCAGGGUCUGUGGCUCUCCUCUCAGCUGUUUGCAAUACAACACUGCCGGAGACGUACUAGCCAUUGGAUCCCAAAACGGCAGCAUAUAUUUAUUCCGCGUGUCACGUGAUGGGUUUUCUUAUAAAAAGUCGAACAAGAUCCGCGGAGCUCAGCCUCUUGUGAUGCUGGACUGGAGUCUCGAUGGAAACUACUUACAGACAGUUACCGCCGACUAUGAUUUAUCAUUUUGGGACAUCAAGGCUCUAUCACCUGAGAAGAGUCCGAUAGCUAUGAAAGACGUCAAGUGGGCUACAUUUAAUUCGACAGUUGGCUUUCUUGUUUCAGGAAUGUGGAAUAAUCGUUUUUAUCCUAUGACGUCUCUCAUAACUGCCGCGAGUCGCUCUGCGGCUCACGACCUUUUAAUAAGUGGAGAUUCAGAAGGCCAUCUUCGUCUUUUCAGGUAUCCCUGCGCGAGUCCAAAGGCCGAGUACAAUGAGAUCAAGGUAUAUUCUGGAGCGAUCCACGCCGCCCGGUUCCUCUUCAACGACCGCUGCCUGGUCACCUCCGGCGGGUCUGACGCUGCUCUCAUGCUGUGGGAACUAGUGGACGACUAG